AUGGCCGGAAAUACUCUUCUCAAACGAGUUUUCUCACUCACAUCAUACGAUGAGUUAUCAUUUUUUCAUUACCAAAUGCCUAAUACUUCAGCUUCGCCAAUUGCUCCCGCUGCGACCCCAUCCACUGGCUACAUGAACCAUUUGUUUGAAGAGCCUGAGGAACGCUUCGGAGACGAUCGACGAGUGACCUGCGUCCGACAGGACCCCUUAUUGCGUGCAGGGACAGCGGCCCGCGAUGCUUUUGAUCGGAAUAACCUUAUGAUGUUUGAAGUCCGAUUCAAAAUUUAUACCGACCAGGAGGUUGAUAUCAACACUCCCAAUCAGAGCACCCCCAAAGUUGGCGCUGGUAAGAAGGCAGUGAAGUCUUCUAAACUCAACCUGAUCGACUCGAAAGCGCUCAACUCCGGUUACCUUGAAAUGCAAAUCUGCCCGUAUGGAAAGAGUGUGAUCGAAUUUAAAGAGCUGGUGGCUGGAGAAUGUGAAAAAUUCGAGCCGGGUAUGAAGAACAUCAUUCUCAAUAGUCCGUUCUCAUCUGAGCUUAAGUGGAAAACCACCAUGGGCCAAACCAAGUCUUUGCUCACUGAUUACAAUCAAUGGCACACUUUGGUUGAGACUCUUGAUAAAUCAAUCAAAAAGAAGUGUAUCCUUUUGAUCGAGAAUGAGAAUGUACAAGUUAAAGCUAAAGAGGGUGACAAGGCAAAAUUUGGGCAUUGGCAGGCAUCCGCAACUAAGAAGCUCAUCGCCACGACUAACGGAGGCGGGUCCCAAGAUCGAGAAUCUGAGGAAUCUAUUAAAGAGCGAGAGUUAGCUACUAUUGCUAACAAGAUAUUUAGCCAAUAUGCCAUCGAAAAGUCCUCCGGAGGACCAGGCAAGGUCUUGACCGCUCCAUGGGAUCCCACUUUUUUCUAUCGUUUGACUUAUGCGGCCGCGUGGAUUUGGGCCAACGGGGUGGUGGCCAAGAUCGCGACCAACGACAUCCCGCCGAAUACUUCUGAGUUCAGGUAUGAAAUCAAGAAGAGUCGCUGGAUCCACCCUGACAUGGGGGUGGAUCAUCGCGUGGACCUUCGAUUACAAGGUAAACCUCGAGGUUCACAUGGAAAUCGAGUUCCUCAAGUUGUGGCCGGUGGAUCGAGUAUAGGCAAAAAACGUGAAGGGUCCGGUUCAGGUGAGAUGAAUGACAUCAAGCCAGAUAUCAAGAAGAUUAAAGUGGAACCACAAGCCAAAAAUACUAUCCAAAACCCGAUUUAUAUAUCUAGUGAGUAUGAGAGCGACUGGAACACUGAAAGCGUCAGUAGCAGCCACUCCAUUGAGAUCGAAAACCCCUCGGCCUCUCACUCGGUCGAGUUGGAACUCUUCCUUGCCGACUGCGAGAUUGCUAUGGACGACGAAAAGACUCGAACUGUGCUUAAAGAAGCGGGUAUCAAGUCCUGGACUGACUUGAUACCUAGUCUUCAACUCACUGAGGCGACGCUCACCAAGAAAGGUUUAGAACGUCAAAUUGCUAACCGCCUCCUUACUGAAGCACAAGCUCGCUUUUCCAAAUGUAAGUUUUUGGAUGACGUUUUCACAAUCACUUCCUAG
Messenger RNA from Melampsora larici-populina 98AG31, 1581 nucleotides. RefSeq lists its product as uncharacterized. The coding region runs from base 1 to 1581 and encodes 526 amino acids. The transcript is spliced from 9 exons. The record is from RefSeq and is a predicted model, not a curated record. NCBI's taxonomy places the organism in Eukaryota, Fungi, Basidiomycota, Pucciniomycetes, Pucciniales, Melampsoraceae.